Molecule: messenger RNA, 2451 nt
Organism: Puntigrus tetrazona (Sumatra barb)
Lineage: Eukaryota; Metazoa; Chordata; Actinopteri; Cypriniformes; Cyprinidae
Gene: pank2
Product: pantothenate kinase 2
Exons: 7
Coding region: 167-1474 (435 amino acids)
Biological process (GO): coenzyme A biosynthetic process
Cellular component (GO): cytosol; nucleus
Molecular function (GO): ATP binding; pantothenate kinase activity
Source: RefSeq, a predicted model, not a curated record
AGAAGAGCAUUCAUUGGCAAUCCGAGUAACUUCUUGUGUUGUAAACACAGCGACGUAAACAUUUUGCACGAAGAUGUGAAUGACAUUAUGAAACGCAGACUAUGCGUUUAUAUAACUGCGCUUUUCAGAUUAACAACCGAUGUAGAGAUUUUUAGUUAAAGACAUAAUGGAGCUGAACGGCUUCCACUGCGACGGCGAGGGAUGUGCGGAGGAGCAAGAAGAAGAGCCGCUCGGGCUGCCUCGGUCAAAGGCGGAAACUUCAUGUAGCAUAGCUGCUACAGCGGGUGCGGACGGCGCAGCGGCCGGCUGCAGUGCGCUGCGAGAGCGGCCGAUGUCAAAAUCGACGCCGGCGCUGCUGAGGCUCGAUUCGCUGAAAAAGAACAGGCCGCCUUUCCCAUGGUUUGGCAUGGACAUUGGUGGCACAUUGGUGAAGCUGGUCUACUUUGAGCCCAAAGACAUUACAGCAGAAGAAGAACAGGAGGAGGUGGAGAGUCUGAAAAGCAUCCGCCGCUACCUCACUUCACACACCGCCUAUGGCAAAACAGGCAUACGAGAUGUUCACCUGGAGCUCUCUGACCUCACCCUUUGGGGCCGCAAGGGCAACUUGCACUUCAUCCGCUUUCCCACGCACGAGCUGCCUGCCUUUCUGCAGAUGGGCCGAGACAAGCACUUCUCCAGUCUGCACACCACCCUCUGUGCCACUGGAGGUGGUGCGUUUAAAUAUGAAGAUGACUUCCGUACGAUGGCCAAUCUGCAGCUGCUGAAGCUGGAUGAGCUUGACUGCCUGAUAAAGGGGGUUCUCUACAUUGACUCAGUGGUCUCGAGUGGUCAGCCUGAAUGUUACUAUUUUGAGCAUCCAACAGACCCUGAGCGCUGUGAGCAGAAGGCAUACAACCUGGAGAACCCCUAUCCUCUGCUGCUUGUCAACAUUGGCUCUGGUGUCAGCAUACUGGCUGUAUAUUCCAAAGACAACUACAAACGUGUCACCGGUACCAGUCUUGGUGGUGGUACAUUCCUUGGGCUGUGUUGCCUGUUGACUGGAUGCUCCACCUUUGAGGAGGCAUUGGCAAUGGCCACAGAAGGGGAGAGUACACGUGUAGAUAAACUAGUCAGAGACAUCUAUGGUGGCGACUAUGAGCGAUUUGGCUUGCCAGGAUGGGCCGUUGCCUCCAGCUUUGGGAACAUGAUGUGCAAAGAUAAGAGAGACUCUGUCUCCAAGGAGGAUCUGGCAAGAGCAACACUUGUCACCAUCACCAACAACAUUGGCUCAAUCACGCGCAUGUGUGCACUUAACGAGAACAUUCAAAGAGUGGUAUUUGUUGGGAACUUUCUGCGAGUAAACACAUUAUCCAUGAAACUCCUCGCUUAUGCUUUGGACUACUGGAGCAAAGGACAACUCAAAGCCCUGUUCCUGCGACAUGAGGGUUAUUUUGGUGCGGUUGGUGCACUUUUGCAGUUACCAAACCCAUCCUGAUCUGCUAUUCAAUCAAGAGUUUUACAGACGGAACAUUUUAUGCAAACAGACCAAAUUGCCUUCCAAUAUCAGACAAUGUCCUCAACUAGGCAGACCGAGGUCUGACAUCUUAUAAAUACUAAAACUAUGGUAACAUUUCUUAAUAAUAUGCUAUAUAGUCAGGUUAAACAAUCAGAAUUAAAUAUACGUCUAUACUAGUUUAAGGAAUUACUGCAAACAUCGGAAUGGUUUAGAGCCUAAAAACAUAUCUUAUGUAAAAACAACCAUUUGAUAUGAGAUCUGAUACAUGGCUUAAAUCCCAAUCGGGUGAUUAGACAUCAUUUAUAAUGUGUCAGCUGCCAUCUUAUACUCUACUAUCAUUAUUGGCUAUGAUCCGAUGCUGCAUCAAGCAGAAAUACAGUGACUGAAACAUGUAUUAUUUAUGUAAUAAUUAUGGUACAUUGCACUAUUUUGGGCACUAUAUCAUUAUUUACUCAAAGCAAGCUGAUAAGCACUUUUUUGCUCAUUUUGCUCUCUUGUUUAUGUAACUGAUGCAACACAAAUGCAAAAUUACAAAAUAUAUGUUUUCCGUUGUAAUCAUAGUGAGGUCAGAAUCUGAUUUAAGGAAUGUUAUGAAGCUCGUAUUAUGUUUGUAGAGAAACAGUGUUGUUUUGACUUUUUUUUUGCGUAACUGUGAGAGAGAAAAGGACCAGGUAAAACUUUGACCUAUUUUCAGGGAGGGGAACAAAAACAAAAACUUUUACACUGUGGAUAAAUCUCCCCUUCAAACCUGAGAACUGUUUUCUAUUGCCUUCUCUUUAUAGUCUAUCUUACUUGCUUAUUGCUCAAGUCUGUAUAAAUAAUAGACAGUUUGUUCCCUCUUCAGCAAAUAAGAAGUGCCUUGCCUUUUGUGUUUGAAACAUGGAAAACAGGUAUUGUUCUUCAACAAAAACAAAUUGUAAUUUUUUUAAAAUAAAUAAAUCAUAUAAAUUACAAUA